AGAAUAAUAAGAAGAACCCUCGGCCCAUAUGGCCCAGUUUUGGCGUCACCCGGAAGUCGUCACUCCGGGCGGGAUGACCGGUUGGACAAAAUGGCGAAGGAUGAGGACUUACGGCAGGAAUCAGUCCUGUGAAACACACUUCAUCCUGUCUGGUGAAACAGCCUGCCUUGAUGCAAGACAUAAAAACCAACAUGAAUCUCCAGCAGCCAUCACCUCUCAUCCCCCCUGUCCACCCUGAUGUGCAGAUGAAGCCCCUGCCCUUCUAUGAUGUACUGGAUGUCCUAAUCAAGCCUUCAAGUCUAGGAGCAAGUACUGCACAGAGGUACCACCAAGAAAAAUAUUUUAUCUUUGCCUUGACACCACAGCAAGUUCGAGAAGUUUGCAUAUCCAGGGACUUUCUGCCAGGUGGCAGGCGGGACUAUAUGGUUCAAAUUCAACUGAGGUUUUGCUUGUCAGAGACAAGUUGCCCUCAAGAGGAUAAUUAUCCCAACAGUCUUUGUAUAAAAGUCAAUGGGAAGCUGUUUCCUUUGCCAGGGUAUGCACCACCACCCAAAAAUGGUGUGGAACAGAAGAGACCAGGAAGACCUUUGAACAUUACCUCCCUUGUCCGACUCUCAUCUGCAGUACCCAAUCAGAUUUCAGUGACAUGGGCCCCUGAAAUUGGAAAAACCUAUUCUAUGUCUGUGUACCUGGUGAGACAGCUAACAUCACCACUGCUGCUGCAGAGGCUGAGGAUGAAGGGCAUCAGAAACCCAGACCACUCCAGAGCAUUAAUUAAAGAGAAGCUGACCGCAGAUCCAGACAGUGAAAUUGCUACAACAAGUCUUCGAGUCUCACUUAUGUGUCCGCUGGGUAAGAUGCGACUCACAGUGCCAUGCCGGGCAGUGACCUGCUCUCACCUGCAGUGUUUUGAUGCUGCCCUCUACCUACAGAUGAAUGAGAAGAAACCCACCUGGAUCUGUCCUGUGUGUGACAAGAAGGCUGCAUAUGAGAGUCUUAUCAUUGAUGGUUUAUUCUUGGAAAUCCUGAACGACUGCUCAGAUGUGGAUGAAAUCAAGUUUCAGGAGGAUGGAACGUGGUGUCCCAUGAGACCAAAGAAAGAAGCGGUCAAGGUCCCAUCUCAGUCAGUUCCAAAAAUUGACACUCCUUUGCGCCAGUCGUCAGUGGUGCCCCAUUCUACUGAGCCCAGCUCCACCAAGAAGGCUGAUGUGAUUGAUCUUACUCUGGAGAGCUCCUCAUCUGAUGAUGAUGAUGAGGAAGACACAGACCCUCCACUGAAGAAACAUUGUGUUUACAUUUCCAAUAAUGAGGAGAUGCAUGCGAAGGGAGUGUUGACCUACCAGCCCACUGUGCGCAUGCCGAAUGUCCAGUCCCUGGACCCGACGUAUCUGACCUCUACGCUUGCUGACUAUGCAGUCCCCUUCCAUCCUUCUACUCUGGCUACCAUCCCCACAGACAUGCAAAGUCUGGAUUUGUUUUCCUUAAUUCAAGCAGAUCCUCAGCAUUACAGACCUCAGAUGUUCCUGGAUAACCUGACCAGCAGUAUGCAAAGUGCAGCUGCAGCCAGCACAAGCUCAGCCUUGGUCUCUUCCAGCAGCCACUAUGACACCACCACCCACGCCGCCAGCUCCAUCCACGAAACCCGGAUCAUCACAGGUGGAGGUGCUGGAGGAGGAACUGAUAGUGGAAUAUCAGAUAUCAUUUCACUAGACUGAGCCAUGUCUCACUGGACCUUUUUAGGCCUGUUUUUGUGGCCUUUUUAUCCUGGACAUAACAUAUGAUAAACAGGUACAUCACAUGCUCAAUUUUACACCCGAACUGGUAUACAUGAGCACUUUGAUGGCCUCAGCAUUUUCACCAGGCAUAUAUUUUUUUGCCCAGUUUUCAUCUGCUGCCUAUACAUUUUUUGAUGAUAAAUAGUCAGCAGUCAAUUUCUCUAGACAUUACCAAUUAUUCUUGUUUGGUGUCAUGCACUUGAUCAUUAGAUAAAAUUUAUACCAAUUUGUUUACUUACAUGAACAUGUAUGUCUGACUUCAGUCUAUUCAAUUGUGUGCCUCAUUAGCAUGGGAGAGAGUCAGGAUGAAGGGAAGAAGAACUUGGACUCACACCAUGAUCUUGUUUCAUACAUCUUUGCAUCUUCAGAAUGGUUGGAAGUAGAAAGGCACUUUGUGAAAUAGACUUGUGGACUGAACACUGUUGACGGGUUUGUUUCUUUGUUUUUAUUGUCUGCUGGCUUUCUAAAGCCCUGUUUUGCCUUCCAUUCAACCUGAUGGAAGCAUGGAAGACUGAGUUUUUAGGCUCAUGACAUUACAGCUUUCAUGUUAUACCAAUGUUACAUUUAUUUUUUUGUUCCAUUGAAAUUUAGACAGAGCAAUAAUAAUUUAACUAGUGUUAAUCAAAGUUGUAAAUAUAGUUCAUAUAAUGAUUCCACUUGGUCCAUAUCACUACUACUCUGCCUCCCAAAUUGAGUGUCCUACCUUUGUAUCAAUUUGUUAGCCAACUGCUCCUAUAGGAGUUGUUCAAAAUGUAAGAAAAUAUGACGACAUUGUUUUCUUUCGGAUUUUCAGAUGGACAUAAGUCUCAUGUUUUAAUGCUGCCUUCAAAUGUGGUUGUGGCUUAAAGUACAUGUGAACGCCCCCCUUUUGAUGUAUUUACAACAUCGGGAGGCCAAAGAAGUUAUUUUUUUUGUUGAAUGGAAAGUUUGUCUUGAAAUUUGUUGUUUAGUCCUUUGUCUGAAUUUUAUAAUAUGUUGAAGGAAAAUGUUAAUAUUCCAACAGUUUUCAUCUGUCAUUAUGUCAGUACAUUUCCUACAAUGUUACACGUGUGCCAGCUUGCUUAAUUGUUAGCCUCUGUGGCCUCUAGACAUUGACAGUUAUGUUAACAUGAGCCUCCAUGUUUUUAUCGCCUGGCAGCAUUGUUCUCAAGAACACUUGAAUGCCAAGCACACUAUGUACAUGACUUCCCACAUUGUAUCCACAAGCUCACAAGUUCCAUGUGAAGGCAGCAUAUGUACUGAGCUGGAGUCUGUGAUUAGCCCAGCUUAGCAUGAAGACUGAAAGCAAGGGGAGUCAGCAAGCAUGAUUGUCCACAACACAAAAUUAUGAUUAACAACACCAGAUAAGCUCAUGUUUCUCAUUAGUUUGCUCCUUACUCAAUUAUAAAUGUAAGAACCAUACUUUGUUUUUCUACUGGGAUUUAGGUGCUGCCCCUUGCUAGCCAUUUCCCCCUGUUACCAGUGCUCAUGCUAGACCAAACACAUCCAGACUCAAACUAUGUACUUAACUCAAAGACAUGAGAUCCAUAUCCAUCAUAUCAUCUAUUUCUAGGAAAUUGUCUAAAAGUGUAUUUCCCAAAAUACUGAACUGUGUUUGAACAUUUUCUGACAAAUGUGUGUAUCAGCUUUGACAAGUAUGAAACUGUCAGAGAAUUUUUAGAUCACGUGAAGUAUGAAGAUAAUGCUGCCAAAAUUCUGACUUACUUGCCUUCAGUUAAAAGUCCACUUUGUAAAUCUUCUGGACGUUGACCUCUUCUUUUUGCCCGGGGUUGAAUGUUAAUGAUGCUUUAUGUUCUCAAUAGACAUGAUAUGGACAUUUGCUUAGCAUUAACAUCUACACAACAGUAAGAAGCAACAUACAGGGCAGCUACAAAACUACAUAAUCUGGAUCGCUUACUGUUUUUAUGGACUCCAGCCAUGAGUAGCUCAAUCUCAGGGAACUACACUGCUAUUCUGGGCUUGACAAAUUCAUUGAAGUAAAGUACAGACACAUAAAUAACACUUUCGAGAAAAAGAAAAUAAGUCACUUGUUUAAGGAAUAGGUUUGAUUUAUGUAAACGUAUCUGUCUGAUGAUUCAGUCUCCACAAAAUUUAGCUUAUGCUUUGAAAAAUGCUAUUUACAUUUUUCAGAGUCCAUUUUACUUUGUAUAAUGCACACAAAGGAAAGAGUCUUGAAUUGAACUAGUAUGAAAACUGUCAGUAAAGAUGUUACUAGAUUACAUUCACCUUCAUUAUAAUGGUAUUAAGGCCCAAAUCUGAACGACUACUUAAAAUCUGGAUAUCUAAUACCAAAUCUGUCUGCAUGAAGACAUUUUGGAAGGUGAGAAAAUUAUUUUUAGUUUUGGUCAACCAACAUGAAGCAAGUAUAAUUGUGUAGUAAGUUAAACAAAGUUCAGCAACACAAUCAAAGUCUUUCCCCACAUGUGCAGCACCUUUAUUAGUGGAGAGUUUGCACAGAGGCUACCGUUUUACUGACGAGACCAUUACCUGCAGGCAGAUGUUGGUACUGUAGAUCUAUGUGUUACCGUGUUAUUUUGGACUCUUAAUACUUUGUAGACUUUGAAACACAAUCCAGAACAGUACCAUGUUUCAUUUCUGAUGCCAUCUUGACAAACUCCGAAAAAGUACUUUUUUUAUUUUGUUCGAAUAGUUAUUACAGAAUGAUUCAUUACGAAUUUGUUUUUGUUUUCUUGUGUCUGUGAACCUGAGGCAUUUUGAGCCUUGGUAAUGUAUCGGUAUUUUUUAUGAUUAAACAUUUUCUUUUCUCUA
This is a messenger RNA of Hippoglossus stenolepis (Pacific halibut), 4544 nucleotides long. RefSeq names its product protein inhibitor of activated STAT, 2 (gene pias2). Gene Ontology annotation, biological process: protein sumoylation; regulation of transcription by RNA polymerase II. Lineage: Eukaryota; Metazoa; Chordata; Actinopteri; Pleuronectiformes; Pleuronectidae. The record is from RefSeq and is a predicted model, not a curated record. The transcript is spliced from 14 exons. Gene Ontology annotation, molecular function: transcription coregulator activity; SUMO ligase activity; zinc ion binding. Bases 171 to 1715 code for a protein of 514 amino acids.